This is a messenger RNA of Bacillus rossius redtenbacheri, 2724 nucleotides long. It is a transcript of the gene MED26, whose product is annotated as mediator of RNA polymerase II transcription subunit 26. Gene Ontology annotation, biological process: positive regulation of gene expression; regulation of transcription by RNA polymerase II. Gene Ontology annotation, molecular function: transcription coregulator activity. Gene Ontology annotation, cellular component: core mediator complex; mediator complex; nucleus. Lineage: Eukaryota; Metazoa; Arthropoda; Insecta; Phasmatodea; Bacillidae. The coding region runs from base 330 to 1904 and encodes 524 amino acids. The record is from RefSeq and is a predicted model, not a curated record. The transcript is spliced from 3 exons.
UGGCGUGUCUACCCCAACUUAACGUGCAAGUUAUACAUUAAAUGGUAGUAGAAGUAUACCCUAAUCAGUUCACAGUUCCUGAUCUUCAUCACCCGAAAAGUGCACUUAUUCCAACGAAAACUUCAUUUCAUCCGGUAAAAGUGAAAGAACUCGAUAUUUCGUGUGUGAAAAUUGGUCUUGCGGAGCUCGAAGAAGACGUCUAACCCCUGGUAUACCUCACUACGCGGCAGAGCGCAUGCGCAGUGGCCUGUUAACGCAGGUUCCGGUUAUCGUGCGAUUUUCACAAAACAGUUUUGUACUAAAAAAAUUUUUUUCAGAAAGUUGUGGACAUGCCAGCAGUGGUUGAGAUUAUCACCAUCUUGGAGAGGACACCCAUCACAAAAGAGGCUCUGGAGACAACACGUCUUGGAAAGUAUGUCAACGACCUGCGAAGAAAGACAACCAACGAGUUUCUGGCGAAACGAGCAAAAGAUUUGGUGCGUCGUUGGCGUGACAUGAUCCAGAAUCACGCUGGCUCGUCUGCGGCGGCAGCGAUGAGCCCCCAAACCAACGGAGCGAGCUUGGCCGGCCGAGCGCUCAGCCCAGGGCUGGUUCCCCGAGGUAGUCCCAUCUCCAGCAGCGGGCGGGGCACUCGCAGUGCCGCCGUCUCCCCCGCCACGUCCAGCGAGAAGAGCACCAGCCCCGGCCUGCAGUCGAGCCAGCUGUCUUCCGCCAGCGCCCGCUUGUCCAAGACUGUUCGCAGGGUGCCGCCCGAGUCCCACGCGCCAGCGCACGCCCGUGCCGGCCUCGCGCCGGUCUGCGACCCCGUGCCCAAGACGCACGCCGAGAACAAGCGGCUGCGGAAAGAGAGCCCCACGUCCGACGGGGCUCCGCCGAGGAAGAUGCCCAGACCUAACGGUCAGUUGAACGUUCUGGACAAGAAAGGACUUGUAAAUACUCAACUCGACUUUCUUGGUGAGUGCAGUAGGGACAGUUUUGGAGUGGACAGCGACCCGGGCUCCAACAGUUGCGAGAUCAUCGCAACCUUUGAUAAAGUGCCUGAAGUCAGUGUGGAGCAAACACUUCCUAAGAAGAGAGGCCGCAAGAAGGGCUCCACGAAAGCUUCUGCGGCCUCUCGGAACACACCUUCCGUAUCUGUGCCAUCGGUGGGGGAUGACGACGUCAAGGAAAAGAUUGCGUCCGUAGCACGGACUCCGAAAGUGAAAACUACUCAGGAGCUCCUGGCUGGAUUACGAGCUAAAACGUGCUCGGUUCCUGUCGCUGAAGGAGCAGUUCCUUUGUCGGACAGUAAAACUAGUCUAACGAACUGUAUGUUUUCUGAUCAAAGUAUUAGUAGGUACGAUGAUGUGUCUCGUAACAAAACAGAACACAUUGCCAAAUUUUUACAGUCACAAUCUGAGGUGGAAACUAUAGACGAUGAAUCCUCUUCGGUUGAAAUUUUGCCUUGUGAAACAGUUGACGUGGGUUGUAACAGUAAGGUUAGUGCAAUUGUGGAGGAUGAUGAUAAAGAUGUUUCCUUAGGCAGUAAAAAAACUACCUCUUCCAGACCGUUUGCACAAUCUAGUAGCAGCCUUCCCGAUAAAGAGUCCAGUGCUGUGAUUCGCGAGGAACAAGAAACCUUGGAAGAGAUCAUGGCAAGGCUUCCACCGCUCAAUGUCGACGAGAUAGACUGGGACGAUUCGGAAUUGGACGAGGGUAGGGUAGAUGAUGUGAACAGAAUCGUCACGGACGACCAAGUAGAUAGGUUACAUUCGGAACAUCUCGAGGGUGUAAAUGGAACCAUUCACAACGGUGUGUUGCGAGAAGACGAUGACGAUCGAUUUCGCGAGUGGCAUGAAAUGGUGUCUAAAGUUUCCUAUAGAGGAGAUCUUUUACAUAUACUGCCUUAUGUUGUCAUCGAUUGACGGAUGUGCGACGAAAGAGCUGCAGAGGUGCCGCUGUUUGGUAAUUCUUCCCCAAGUUUUUUAUACUUUUUUGUGUAAGUAAAAGGGUUUACAUUAUAGCUAAUCUAAGAUCACUAAGGUGUUCUGUUCUGCCACAAUUAAAUGAGUUCCGUUGUUUUGUUUCGGUCAUCCAUGAACUGGUGCCUACGAGCGCUGUUGGUAAAGUCACUACGCAGUGUGCCUUUUGCUAUUCCUAUUACUUAACCCGAGAGUCAAUGCCAGCCCAAACAUGUAUUUUAUUGUCUGUUCCCAGUUCACUACCUGUUAGUGGAUGUUACCAGCGGCCGUGAAUGUCAGUACCCGACUUAACUUUACAAGUACCAUUUUAUACACGUGAAAUGAUCUUUUUGCAACGGAGUAAUUGAACAUGAAAUGUAAAAUAAAGUAUGGCUUCUGAAAGUAUUUAUACCAAAGCUUUGUUAAUUGUUUGUAAUUAUCGGAAAGUUGUGUUUGAUAUUUGUAAAGAAAUGAGAUUUCAUUUAUCAUGAUUUUGUAAAGUGUAAUCGUCAUUUAACAUGGUUUGUAAUUUGUUCUGUGUUAAAUUUGGGCCAUUAUUAUAUAUAUAUAUAUUUUUUUGGCAAUCAUUUCCAGUAUGCGGUACUGUCGUGACUUGGGGUCAAGUAUUACCACCACCAGAAACAUAGCAUCAUGGCUGUACAUUUGUGAGUUGACAGAUUUGCAAGUGUUUCUUUAUCAUGCUAAUAAUUUAUGAUUGUGCUUUAAGUUUCUUUUGUUUUUUACUCAACAGAUAUGUCAAAUAAAUGGCACAAGAAGUAUUUAA